This is a messenger RNA of Podarcis raffonei (Aeolian wall lizard), 2760 nucleotides long. It is a transcript of the gene ZNF750, whose product is annotated as zinc finger protein 750. The record is from RefSeq and is a predicted model, not a curated record. Gene Ontology annotation, cellular component: nucleus. Gene Ontology annotation, molecular function: promoter-specific chromatin binding; RNA polymerase II cis-regulatory region sequence-specific DNA binding; DNA-binding transcription activator activity, RNA polymerase II-specific. NCBI's taxonomy places the organism in Eukaryota, Metazoa, Chordata, Lepidosauria, Squamata, Lacertidae. The transcript is spliced from 3 exons. The coding region runs from base 447 to 2561 and encodes 704 amino acids. Gene Ontology annotation, biological process: positive regulation of transcription by RNA polymerase II; epidermis development.
AUGACAAGAGUGCUGCUGCUCGAUAGCUGAGAUGCUGAGGUAACAUCAAAUGAAAGAGUAGAUGGAAACACAUGAACUGUAGCUUCAGGCUGAAGUAAUAUCAGGUGCAUCUCUACACCCGCAGGGCUCGACUCCUACACUUUUAAGUCCCUCCCAUUGAAACAGCCUCCUUCAGUUUCACUUAAUCAAGCAGCAAACAGGUACUUCUCUCUCAACACUGACAGCAACAGUUUAACAACUCGGAACAUCUUGGACUUCGGUUCCCAAACUCACAGUUUCCUGUUGCGUGCUGUUUUGUUCUCAUGUCUCCAGAAGAAAUGGCUUCAAAUAAUUAUUUUUGAGAGUCUCCUCAAAGUUAGGAGUAAAUCUGGAAAACUUAAGAUAUCAACCACAUUUUAUAAAUUAGGGCAAGGAAAACAAAAAAGUCUAAUCAUUGAAACAGAAAGAUGAGCCUUCUCAAAGAACGUAAGCCAAAAAAACCUCAUUAUAUCCCAAGGCCUCCAGGAAAACCAUUCAAGUACAAGUGUUUUCAAUGCCCUUUCACCUGCAAUGAGAAAUCACAUCUUUUCAACCACAUGAAGUAUGGGCUCUGCAAAAACUCCAUUACUUUAGUGUCUGAGCAGGAUCGGGUUAUCAAGUGUCCAAAGUCAAAUUCCUUGGAGCCUAAGCAGAUCAAUCAGGCGGAACCUGGAGCGAAACCAGCCUCCUCUAAACCCCUCUCAAAUCUUGAAUCUAAACCUCAAUGUGCUUUCCCCAAAGAUGAUGCCAAGGAAAACAUGGAGGUUCAAAACCAAGCAACAGGUAAAUUAGUAAAUGGACAAACACCAUCAAUUCAGAAGGAAUUAACUCUUGUUGGUCGUGAAGAAGAAAAUACAGCUAACACACAGCCUGGUCUUGAAGGCAUUGUAAGACCUUCUGCCUUUGUCCCAGUAGGAGAGCAUCGUCACAGUAAAGACAGCAUUGAGCUAUCUCAGUUGGUGUCUCUUUCUGAUUCAAACAAAGGCCCUUCAAUCCACACAAAGUCAGCAUUUCAUGCUCCAAACAACCCAUGGAAAACAGCGUCCACACUUAUUGCACCAGAAUUUACUCAUAAAAUUCCACCUACAAAAGGUUUCCCUUCCAUUCCACCUUAUAUGCAGCCCAUAAUUCCCGAGUAUUCACCUUCAUUGUAUGAGCAUGGAUUGGCCAUUUAUGCACCUUACUUUCUUCCUGGAAACUCCCAUGAGUGUGAAAGUUCAGUGCUCUCUGUCUACAGCUCUCAAGAUCAGAGACAUUUUCUUCCUCACCCUGGACCACUUCCUAAACCAAUAAAUCCAGCAGCUUAUGAACACUACCGUUUAUUCCAGCAGUAUCAUCCUAAUCCCCCAGUACCAUACGGACUUUGUAGACCAACAGAAUCAGCAUUUUACAGGCUACCACACAUUACAGGUCUUAACAGAGACUCUAGUUCUCAUUUAAUGGAAGAAACAACCUUGCUAUAUCCAGCUUCUUCAAGCCCUGCCAGGUUACAGUCACUGAAUUCUCACAAAAAAACAGAUGAUUUGGAAAAAGAAAGCCCUAUGCUACAUGCCAAAAGUCAUUCCAAAGAGGAGCAAAAUGAGAGAGAGAGUGCAAAAAUGAGCCCCCGUGCUGGAAGUGCAGCAACAGGGUCCCCAGGCAGACCCAGCCCAACAAACUUCACUCAGACGAGUCAAGGUUGUGAAGGCCUAUUUGACCUUUCUAGCAGAUAUUCAUCUAUAAACAAGUACAAUCAAACUGAAGAAAACGGCACGGCGUUCAGACCUGUGAGGAAAAGUACGGAUGAAUCCACUCAGCCUCUUACAAAGGAGGAUAGAGGAAACACACCCAGGAGUAGUGAUGUCACUAAUGAAAAUGAAAAUAUACAGCAUGAAAGUAAUGAGAACGAUGACCCUCUGUCCAAUUCUGAUGACGACACAGGGAUAGUACCACUUAAUCUUUCCAAGAAGCCAGAUGCAAAUGUUGUUAAUGAACAUAUGUACAAAAACGCUCUCCAUGUGGAAAACCAAAACUUUAUGGAACUUCAGGAAAUGCCUCUGAAUCUCUCCGUAAAAGACAACUGCAACAUAAAACAACCCCUCCAGAGGUCAUCAUAUGAAGCUGAAGACAGUGGACCUCAAAAAACUGAAAAUGGACAUUUGGAAGCUGAGGACUGCAGCCCUAAGGAUCAUAUGGAGAAAGGUUCUUGUGAUAAGGUCCCUACCGUGAUGCAGAGGAAAGAAGUUCAGGAAGUUAGGACAAUUGACCAUUGUGAUGAGCAGAAACAAACUGCAGCUGUUGCUCUUUGUCAGUUAGCUGCCUAUAGUCCUAGUAAAGUCCAAAUAGAGACUGCACAGAAAAGUAAUCAGGACAGCAAUUCUCAGUAUACAGAUUCAGCUCCUGAACCAUCAGAUACUCAGGACGGUCACAGUAGUCAAAAAGGAAAAGGACAAAAAAGGACCAAUCAAAGACAAGUGGCAAAACUGCAACAAGGAACAAAGCGAGUACAAACAAAUGACUGCAGUAGAGUAUUUACUCUGAGAAAAAGAACCAGAGUAUCGUAAUACUUCACGUUUAAUCCACUACCAACUACAUACAAGAGCAGUUGACAAGCACGCUGUCCACCAGGAAGCAAAGACAAGUUUUCAGUAACAAUUCCUACUUUUCCAAUCAGGCAGACUCAUUUGAUCAAUAUAGGUUGAAACAUGUAAAUAUAAACUGUUCUUAAUUUUGUAUUUAUGUUUUAAAGCAUCCUGAAUAUUU